This is a messenger RNA of Oncorhynchus mykiss (rainbow trout), 1582 nucleotides long. It is a transcript of the gene st6galnac3, whose product is annotated as ST6 (alpha-N-acetyl-neuraminyl-2,3-beta-galactosyl-1,3)-N-acetylgalactosaminide alpha-2,6-sialyltransferase 3. Gene Ontology annotation, molecular function: alpha-N-acetylgalactosaminide alpha-2,6-sialyltransferase activity. The record is from RefSeq and is a predicted model, not a curated record. NCBI's taxonomy places the organism in Eukaryota, Metazoa, Chordata, Actinopteri, Salmoniformes, Salmonidae. Gene Ontology annotation, biological process: ganglioside biosynthetic process; oligosaccharide metabolic process.
UCUAUCAGCCAGUAGCAGCACACGUCAAUCCAACACCAGGUUCCAUGGAGAAUGCCGAGAUAACUCGAAUAACGGUACGCUACAAUAUUUAUGUGGGAGAAAUGAUCUUCGUUUGAUAAACAACCGAAUAUGGGUUUGUCUCGCGCAUCAAUAAACCGCACAUAAAACAACAACAACAACAACAAACGGCAGAACUGUUUUUCGUCUCGUCACGAAACCCAACAGCUCCAGCCGAGACAGAACCAUUGUCUGAAUAUAUGUUUAGGAUGGCCUGGAUAGGCAAGAAGAAGUCGGUGAUAGCCACCAGUCUGAUCGCGGUGGUGUCGCUCUUUGUUGUGGUGGUCAACUACUCAGAGAAGCCAUACUUCCUCCUGGAACCAGUCUUCGGACAAACCUUCAGCAGCCACUGGAUGUUCUCCAGGCAGACUCACAAGGCCUUCAAACCUCACCUGGGAUACGUCAGCAUCCCUAAUCAGGAGCCGCUGAAGCUACACUGUGAGGUCUGCUCCGUGGUGUCCAGUUCAGGUCAGAUGUUGGGCCAGGCGGCAGGGCCGGAGAUCGACCACUCCUCCUGUAUUUGGCGUAUGAACAACGCCCCGACGCGCGGGUUCGAACACGACGUGGGGCACCGCACCACCCUCCGGGUCGUCUCUCACACCUCUGUGCCCCUGCUGCUACAGAGGCCUCAGUACUUCUUUGGCCAGGCCAACGACACGGUAUAUGUGGUGUGGGGUCCUCUGAGGAACAUGAGGAAGGAUGGGAAGGGCAUUGUGUACAACAUGCUGAGACAGGCUGUAGAGAAGUACCCCCAGGCUAGGAUCUACCUCACCACAGAGGAACGCAUGAACUACUGUGACAUGGUGUUCAAGAAGGAGACCGGGAAGGACAGGAUCCAGUCUGGUUCGUACCUCAGUACCGGUUGGUUCACUCUGAUCCUGGCCAUGGACAUGUGUAAAGAGAUCCACGUCUACGGCAUGAUCAACGACACCUACUGCAAGUAAGACACAGACUGACUGAUUGAUGGAUUGAUUGAUGGAUGGAUGGUUUGAGGGAUGGAUGGAUGGAUUGAUGGAUGGAUUAAUUGAUUGAUGGAUGGAUUGGUGGAUUGAUUGAUUGAUGGAUUGAUGGAUUGAUGGAUAGAUUGAUUAACUUUACUGUUCAUCAAUAAGGAAUGCACACAGAAACAAUAAGUUUCCAGACAUUAAAAUGGCACCAUGUCCCUAUUCCUUUCACCAGAGCCCAUUUUGGAUACAGUCACAACCUUACCUAUUUGUCACCCUAUUCCCUACAUAGUGCACUACUUUUAGACCAGAACCCGAAGGCACCAUAUUCCCUAUAUAGUGCACAACUUUAGACCAGAAGCUUAUGGGUGUCCCUAUGGGCCCUGGUCAAAACUUGUGUAGUACAUAGGGAAUAGUGUGUCGUUUGUGACUUCCUAAUAAAUAUAAUUAUGUCUCCAUACUUAGGAUACUGUGGAGGUUAGCUGCCUGGUCUCAUUCUCAGUAGAUACUGUGGAGGUUAGCUGCCUGGUCUCAUUCUCAGUAGAUACUGUGGAGGUUAGCUGUCUGGUCUCAUUCUCAGU